UUCUUUCUGAGUCAUGUAUAUUGUUUUGGGCGCUCUGUUUCUCUGGAGCCGAGAGAGGAUAAUUAUUUAUAAACAUAUAUAGACGGCGCCCACAUAUACAUUGGGGGAGAGAGAGAGAGAGAGAGAGAGAGAGAGAGAGGAGAGGAGAGGAGAGGAGAGGAGAGAGGAGAGAGAGAGAGGGGGAGGCAUGGGUUGUUUUUCAUGCACCGGUGAUCCUGACAAACAUCUUGUGAAGAAGAAGGGCUAUAGCAAUAUAUUCAACAAUGGGAAUGAACGAGACUAUCAAACACCCAUCGCAGAUAUAUUAAAAGCGCAUCCCUCUAAAAAUGAUGAGGAGUUCAGGGUGAAGAACGACCCUAAAUUUGUGAAUAAGCCGCAUAUGGACAGCAAGGAAUCAGAUGUGGAGGAGGAUGGAGUGACUGAUGGCAUUAAGGCAGAAACAUUUACUUAUUAUCAAUUGGUGGCUGCGACGGAGAAUUUUAAAUCAGAGCACUUUUUGGGUGAGGGAGGUUUUGGUAAGGUUUACAAAGGAGUAUUGGUGGAUGGCGGUCAGCAGGUUGUAGCUAUCAAGCAACUCAAUCAUCAUGGUUCACAAGGGAUUCGGGAAUUCAUUGUUGAAGUAUCUACAUUAGGUCAGUGUGACCACAUUAAUCUAGUCAAGUUAAUUGGUUAUUGUGCCGAGGGGGAUCAGAGGCUGUUGGUCUACGAGUACAUGCCGUUGGGAUCUUUGGAAGACCAUUUGCAUGGCUUUCGACCUGACAGGAAACAACUUGAUUGGAAUACUAGAAUGAAGAUAGCAGCUGGUGCAGCAAGGGGUUUAGAGUAUUUACAUAACAAGAUAAAGCCCCCUAUUAUAUACCGCGAUUUGAAAUGCUCAAACAUUCUGCUUGACGAGGGCUAUCAUCCCAAGCUAUCUGAUUUUGGCUUGGCCAAAGUUGGUCCUGAAGGAGAUAAGACCCAUGUUUCCACUAGAGUAAUGGGCACAUACGGUUACUGUGCCCCGGAUUAUGCAAUGACCGGUCAGCUAACAUUUAAAUCAGAUAUUUACAGCUUUGGGGUUGUUCUUUUGGAGAUCAUCACCGGCAGGAGAGCAAUCGAUUUAUCAAGAUCCUCUGCCGAGCAGAAUCUGGUUUCAUGGGCACGACCUCUGUUCAAAGACCGGAAGAAUUUCUUACAGAUGGCUGAUCCAGCACUCCAAAGUCAGUAUCCGGUGAGAGGCUUGUAUCAAGCUAUUGCCAUUGCUGCAUUGUGCGUCCAGGAACAACCUACCAUGCGCCCUCAAGCAGCUGAUGUUGUCACUGCUUUAAAUUACCUCGCCUCCCAACCAUAUGAUCCUCAAUCUCGUCCUGUCCCAGGCCCCCGAAGGGCCCCUACCACUCAUAGAAGAGUAAAGGACGAUAAGCAGAAACUUCUUGCUGAUGAUGGACAGGAGAAAACCAGCCUGGACGACUAACUUCAGCCGUCAAUGUCUUUUGGCUCUGUUCGUGCACGAUGUGCCUGGUUAUCAGUUUUCGUUGAACAGAAGAUAACAGGUGCUACUUCUAGCCAUACUCUUUAUCAGGGAAGCGAAAUUCUGCCUUUUCUCUUGUUUCCCUUCCAGUGUAAAAUGCGAGCUGUAUUGAUACACGCCUCUUCGUAGAUAAUAGUAAAGUUGUCAUUUCUUAAUAAAUAAGGACUUUUCCUUUCUGUUAUCCCUCUUGACGCACUUGCAGACAUUCAAUAGGUUCAUGGAGAAUAGCAGGUUCUAUGGUUAAGUACAACUACUAUUUUGUUUAAGAAAGAUGGCUGAUACCCUAUUCAACCACACUCGUAUUUCCAGAACAGCAACCGUGUAAUAAUACAGAUAAUAAUCUCUCUCUCUGUGUCGCUCUGUCUCUCGCACACACAUUUAUGUUUACGUAAACUCAGUGCAAUGUAAACAUCCUCCUACGCGCGCACACAAAUUUAUUUUUGUGCAUGGAUUGGACACACAUAUAUAUACAGUUAUACAUUUAUAUAUGCUCAAGUUUAUUCUUGUCCAUAUAGCAGACUAC
Cornus florida is the source of this 2033-nucleotide messenger RNA. RefSeq names its product probable serine/threonine-protein kinase PBL7. NCBI's taxonomy places the organism in Eukaryota, Viridiplantae, Streptophyta, Magnoliopsida, Cornales, Cornaceae. Gene Ontology annotation, molecular function: protein kinase activity; ATP binding. The coding region runs from base 188 to 1453 and encodes 421 amino acids. Gene Ontology annotation, biological process: protein phosphorylation. The record is from RefSeq and is a predicted model, not a curated record. The transcript has 5 exons.